Molecule: messenger RNA, 3200 nt
Organism: Poecilia reticulata (guppy)
Lineage: Eukaryota; Metazoa; Chordata; Actinopteri; Cyprinodontiformes; Poeciliidae
Source: RefSeq, a predicted model, not a curated record
ACUCCAAGCCCUCAAAGCAGCAGUACUGAUGACUUCCUGGACACUCUGCUGCAUGAUUCCUCCUCGUCCCCCCUGUGGUCGCCCCGCACCGCUGACAAUGGUGUUAACAAGGACCUCCUGACUGACCUGACAGACAGUCCCCAUCCAAUCUCCUGCGCAGGGUUCCCUGCCUUCAACAUUCAGGUUUCCCCCCAGCCUCCAGAUACCGAGAACUCGCCUGCGGCAAAAGAAAAGCUGCCCGACGUGUCCAUUGAUCUAGGCUGGGAGUCUGAGGGCUGCCACGAGGAGUUUGGCAUUACAUGCUACCUUUCCAACAGCCAAACCCCACUGCUGCCAUCAAGCCGGGCGCUCACAGUGAAGGACCUGCUUUUAUCCAAUCUGGGACAGAAAGUAAGAGAAGCUCAGCAUCUGUCUGACGCACCAAGAAAGGUCGCUGGAAGAAGCAAAGCUCUUCCUCUGCCCGAAGUGUGUGGCUUCUGCUUCUUUUUGCUUCGGUUGCCAAAGAUCACAGAUGCCGAGAAACUCRAUGCCCGUAUUUCGUCUGUGGGUCCCUUAUGUGAAACUUUCACACAAUCUCUUUCAUCUUCUUCCGCCUCUCUUUGUGUUCACAGUGCUCUGCUGGAGCAGCUAAGCCGGCUACAGGCUCUCUUGCCUAAUAGCUCCUGCAAAACAACAAACAGAGGAACCUGCAUCCUGGUUUUGCUCCUCUGCUUCUCUCUGCUCGUUUCCUCAAAUAUUCAGCCGGUACCUUACAGCCAACGCAGCCACGCAGAAUACACAAGGACCGCAGCGUCGUCGCGCUCCCUGCUGUCGACGGGCGAAGCGGGAGAAGCUCAUCCUCAAACUUUUUCACUUCCCUCGGUCUCCUGGGGCUUCGAGGACCUGCGAAGCCUAAAGGAGAAGCUCUGGGCCUGGACGGUYGUCUCCACGGUGCACCUCCAGUCGCCGUGCCAACGGGAACACAAGAACGGAGAUGAUUAYGGAUCUUGGCGGAGCAGAAACAUGUAGAAGCAGCAGWAGUGUUGGCUUGUGUGUCAGCACUUUAAUUGCUUUUUUCAGUGUCUGUGUUUGGCUGUUAUGAUUUCAGUGGUGCACAAACUAGAUGCUACUAGCCAGAACCUGUGCGGUUAUGGUCGGUAGGGAGCUACAGCCGCACUGAUGUCUGAUAAAACAAAACUAAACGAAAACAGGAAAUAGGAAACUCCUCAAGGUUCUUGUUCACGUACAUGAGAAGGAGAUUCACCCCUUUAUUUUAUUAUGCACUUUAAAUACAUAUUGUUAAAUAUGUCAGGAAUGAACUUUAACUUCCUCUGUAACAUUUCAGUGAAAUGAUGAUAAAGCACAGGAGCUAAAGAAGUUUUCAAAAUAAAAUUUUGCUAAAAUACAUUUUUUGCUUUUCUUAAUCGCUUCGUGUAAUCGCUUUGUGUAACUGUKCUGCAGUUACACAAACAGGAGGUACACAUCAGUGCAGUUGUGCGCUUGUUGCUGUUAACAGCGCUCUGGGAACGUAUCCAUACCGUCAGAGUAAAGCCACAAACCUCAAAGAGUUUAACUCACAAACUGACGUAACACGGAAGGAAAACGUUACCCAGUUUUUGCKACUCUUUAUCCACCAAAACAGGCUAACUGAGGUGUUCCCGAGUUGGCCAUUUUCAGAAUAAAAGUCGUUACUAAUUACUCUGGUUUUAUGUUUGSGRUUGUUGUUCUGCUGGAUUGCUUUUGYGGCCUCUUGCAGCGUUUACACUAGCAUCACCCUGGUUUUAAUGCCAUCCAGGAAGAAAAGCCUUACCCACAGAAARAAGCUUUGGAGCGUUGUGUUUGGGGCGAUGUGCGGUGUUAGUUUUCCACCACAAAUACUGCUUUGUAUGCAGGUCAGUUUUGCCCUUGUUUGGCUGGAGCUUCUUCAGCGUGUUUGCUAUUUCCUYUACAUAAUUUGUGGCAAAUAUUCUUUGUUUACUUUCUACAGUGGAUUUUUUUUUCUCCACACUCACCACUUACCCCUAAUGGAUAGAUUUUAUGGAGACAAAAAAUAUUUCCCAUCAACAGAUUCUCCCACAUGCAGACUCUAAAUGUUUUGUUGUUUUUUUUCCCCCAGAGCUAUCUUGUAUUUAGCUCCAUUCAUCUUUCCAUAAACUCUAAUCAGGUUUCCUGAGCCUGGUUUAGAAAAGCAUCCCCACAUCAUGACGCCGUCGCCACCAUGUUUCACUGUGGCGAUGCUGAAGGCACACAGCAUGUCUUAAUUUGGGUCUUAUCUCACCAGAGAAUCUUUCUUUUACGUGUUUUCUGCACCCUUGUUAAAAUGGGACUGCUAACGACUCCUUUCUCGCCUCUACCUGCAGUUCCUCCAGAGUUAUCUGCUUCACUAAUUACUUCACUCUUUUCUCGCCUUCCAGUGAAGGUUGCUCUUCAAGUAUCGACAGCUUUGCAGGCCAGUGACUCGGGAUAUGACUCUACAAACCAACCCUGCUCUAGAUUUCUCCAAAAGUUUCUCUCUGACCUGCUUGCUGGGUUUCUUGCUCUUAAAUACUAACACUGCACGUCCCCCUAAAGGCUACUGGUUCACUAACGUACCUCAGCGGCCUUCACAAAAAGUACUGACAGACACUCAGUUGGACUCCUAAUGAGAGUACAGAAAUUUUAACAUGUAACACCCACUCUAAACUCGCUCCAAUGGCUCUCCGUCACUGUAAGAUCUGAGSCUUUCUGACUCAUCAGUGCAGCCAUGGAAAUGCUCCUCCCUAUCUACAACCUCAACACGUUCCCUGCCUUCCACACGGACUCCUUCACAACAGAACAAAACUACACACAAUGGGGAGAUCGUGCAUUCAGAAGGUCUGAAGGCGUCAAAAUCUCGGUUUAAAAUCGUUCUUUUUUUUAAUGCAGAAAAAGUGUAUUUUAAUUUAAGCUGUAAAUGCAUUUAUUUGUAGCUUCAUGCUGCUGUUUCUAAGGAUUUGUAGCACCUUCAGGUUUGAUCUAAAAAAUAUAAAUGGUAUAAUAAGAAAAAUACAUUAUUGUUAAUUCAGCAGUGUGGUAAAAAUGGUAAGGCUGUUGCUUACACUGGAUUUUAUUACGUGGUAUUUGAGUUAGAGGGCAAAAAUACAUAAUUUUCCUUCCACUUGAUAACUAUGCUAUUAUUUCUUUGGGUCAAAUUACAUAAUCCCCCCCACCCUAAAAAGAAACAUACAUGUUAGCCUGAGGAC